AUGUCAUCAACAGUGGGCGGACACCUGCUUUCGCAGAAUGACUUCGAUAUCCCUCUGAACCUCGCGACCUCGUCCUCUGUAUCCACGAUACCGGACUAUUCGGGACAUGGAGGAGCAUACCAGAUAGCAGCGAAUGUGGACUCGAAUCCACUGCAGAAGAAUGCAACCAAGGACAUGGCGGUUGGCGGUGCCUCUGCUGCUGUAGGGAGGGCGGCUCGACCAGACGCGCCCAAAUCCAAGCGCGUACGGACAGGUUGUUUGACAUGCAGAGAACGACAUCUCAAGUGCGACGAGACACUUCCUCGCUGUCAAAAUUGUCAAAAGUCAGAUAGACUGUGCAAACGCGGAGUUCGACUGAAUUUCAUUGACACACAAGUCGCUGCACCGCCGUAUGCCCUUCCCUCGAGCCACGAUUGGCACGUGAAUUUCCACGAUGAGUCCCGCGACAUAGCAUCGGAGUAUUUGGGCGGCUACGAAAGAUAUCCUUCACUGACAACUGAGACACCAAAGCAGCGGGUUGGACCUACGUAUAGCUAUCGGGAGACGCCCACGAUGACGCCACACCAGGGAUUAACAAGUGCGUCGCUGCUCACUUCGUUCUCGGAGCACCCUCAAGCGAAUAUGACAGCUGAGCCAAUAUUCCACAGCACGCCGCAAGCACAGGCUCCAGACUCGGUAUAUCCAGAUCACCCGAUUGCUCGUUCUCCAUAUGAUGCUCCGAAACACCCUCUGGCCCCGGCGAAUGAAGUGCGGCCAUACUUGAAUACUGCAGAAGAAGUGUUGCUGAUGCAGGUGUAUGUGGAAGAAGUAGGACUCUGGAUGGAUUCAAUGGACCCUGGCAAACACUUUACUCAGUUCCUUCCGUUCCACGCACUGGGCGAGCCGAUGCUCUUGAAUGCCCUCUUGGCCUGCGGCGCACGACAUCUCUUCCUGGUAAACCCGUCGUUUGGUGAAGAAAAGGCGCUUUAUUAUUAUAAUAUCUCGACCAGGGAUCUCUUAAGCUGUUUACAAAAUCCGAACCGCGAUACGGUGCUUUGCGCAACUACGGCAGUCGUCUUAAACGUAUAUGAAGUAAUGUGCGAGAAAGCAAUGCAAAGGAUGAACCAUAUUGCUGGUGCCCGUGCAUUGAUCAAAGAGUGCCGCUGGAAUGCCAAAACGACCGGCAUUGGGGGCGCAUGCUUUUGGUUGAACGUUGGAAUGGAGUUGUUGAGCUGCCUUCACUUCAAUUGGAAAAUGGCCUGGGAUCCGGAUACGUGGGACAUUGAUAUGAACUUGAGUAUGAAUCAAGGAAAUACAGCGGGCGAUGAAGAGUUUUGGACUCACCGAAUGCUGUAUAUUUGUGCGAAAAUUGCGAAUUACCGAGCUGCUAUAGCGUAUCAGGGACUUGACCGAAACGCUCAUGACCCCAGGCUAAAUCAGCGUUGCGAAGAGUGGAAUUCGUUACAGAGUUGGUGUGAUGAAUGGGCGAGAUGUGCUCCAAGGUCCAUGAUGCCGCUGGCUUACUUACAUCCCUGGCAAACAACCUCGAAGUCAUCGUUUCCUGAAGUCUGGUGA
Uncinocarpus reesii 1704 is the source of this 1554-nucleotide messenger RNA. RefSeq lists its product as uncharacterized. The coding region runs from base 1 to 1554 and encodes 517 amino acids. Gene Ontology annotation, biological process: positive regulation of transcription by RNA polymerase II. Lineage: Eukaryota; Fungi; Ascomycota; Eurotiomycetes; Onygenales; Onygenaceae. The transcript is spliced from 2 exons. Gene Ontology annotation, cellular component: nucleus. The record is from RefSeq and is a predicted model, not a curated record. Gene Ontology annotation, molecular function: transcription cis-regulatory region binding; zinc ion binding; DNA-binding transcription factor activity, RNA polymerase II-specific.